Molecule: messenger RNA, 451 nt
Organism: Leptinotarsa decemlineata (Colorado potato beetle)
Lineage: Eukaryota; Metazoa; Arthropoda; Insecta; Coleoptera; Chrysomelidae
Gene: Gcn2
Product: eukaryotic translation initiation factor 2 alpha kinase Gcn2
Biological process (GO): DNA damage checkpoint signaling; regulation of translational initiation by eIF2 alpha phosphorylation
Cellular component (GO): cytoplasm; nucleus
Molecular function (GO): eukaryotic translation initiation factor 2alpha kinase activity; protein binding; ATP binding
Source: RefSeq, a predicted model, not a curated record
AUAUUUGAGCAACAUGGUGGGCAAAACGUGAUAACUCCACUUCUGAUACCAAGAAACAAAUUCUAUGAAAACUUUGACAAUUGUGUGAAACUGAUGGAUCACCACGGAUGUAUUGUUUGUUUAUCUUACGACCUUAGGGUUCCCUUUGCAAAAUAUGUAGCUUGCUUAUCCCAUAUUCACCUACAGGGUAUGAUACACAGAGAUCUGAAACCAGCUAAUAUUUUUUUGGAUUCUGGAGAUCACGUUAAAAUUGGCGAUUUUGGGCUGGCUACUACAAGUAUAAUAUCAAAACCAACUGAGAACACUUCAUCCAACAGUCCAGAAAAAGUUGAUAAAGAAGACACUGCAGAUGAAAGUAAAACAGGCUAUGUAGGUACCGCUCUAUAUGCAGCUCCAGAGAUUAGUUCCAAAACUAAAAUUUACAAUGAAAAAGUCGAUAUUUAUAGUUUAG